Messenger RNA from Triplophysa dalaica, 1014 nucleotides. RefSeq names its product sperm acrosome associated 4 like (gene spaca4l). The record is from RefSeq and is a predicted model, not a curated record. Bases 98 to 478 code for a protein of 126 amino acids. Lineage: Eukaryota; Metazoa; Chordata; Actinopteri; Cypriniformes; Nemacheilidae. The transcript is spliced from 3 exons.
GUAUAAAUCUAGCGGAUCUUUGAGCAGCACAGGAAUCAGACAAGAGUGUAACUAACUGUCCUCCAGCUGAAGAACACGCGCAUCUACAUCAACCAACAUGAAUAAAGUCUUUCUGCUCGCGCUCGCUGUCGCGCUCUGUGCCAUCAGCGCUCAGGCUCUGCAGUGCUACAAGUGUGCUCUUGGUGUGGGGAGUUUGUGCUUCACCAGUAAAGAGAACUGCUCAUCAUCCAGCCAACAUUGCUUCAGCGGUGUGGGUAAAGCAGCUGGCUUUCUGGACAUUAAGACCAAAGGAUGUCUUGAAGUGAGUAAAUGCAAUAAAACCGAGAAUGUGGGUUUUCCGACCAACGAGAGCACAGUGUACACCAUUACAAAGACGUGCUGCAAUACAGACCUGUGUAACUCUGCUCCGGACCGCUCGCACAUCUCUGCUCUCGUGAUGACGCUCACUGCCGUCGCCGCCGUCAAAUUCAUCAUGUGAAGAAGAGCAUGCACACGCACACACACACUGAGACUUAACAAACACAGUUUCUCUGUGGAAAAUGAAUGAAUCUUUGCUGUUCUCAGUUAUAAAGUGAUAGUUUAUAAUGCUGCAAUGUCCUCAUCUGACAAUCAUAAACUGUAAAUUGAAAUGAAACAUCGAAAUGAAAACUUUUUAAUAUAGAUAUGAACCCCACACACCUCAGUCAUAUAAAACACAACUCCACAUGUGCUUCUUUACAGAAGCUGAGGAUUUAAACCCUGGUAAUGAAAUACGCUUUAAGACUAUAUUAUUGUGCUUGUGAGUUUUUUUAUUUCUUUAUUUUUGCAGUCUAAGUUAUAAAUCAUGUUCAGGUCAAAGACAUUUUUAUCACUCACAUGAUUUAUCAGCCUAAUUUACUUACUUGUUUAGUUGUGUUAUGGGACAGCCUGAAGUGACGUCAUGUGUACUGAUCAGGUGUCCUGUGUUUGAAUUGUUAUCAUGAUAGAAAAUGAAAGCAGCAGAAUUAUAAUAAAAGAGUUUGGCUUGGCUUGAAA